AUGGUUCAGAAUAAGAAUGUCACCUCAGAAGAUGCUGGCUUCCACCGCUCUUUUAAGGUGAGUUACUGUUUCUGUUUGUAAUUACUGCUUCUGAAAGUCAGUAUCUAAAUGUGUUUCCUAAUUUAAUAAAAUUAUUGAAGAGCCUAAGUUCCAUGCCAGCUUAGUUUUUUCUGUUUUGGAAGAUUACUACUGUUUCCAUCCAAACUGAUUGAAAGGCUGGAGGAACAUGCAUUGCAUUAUUGUGAACGGAUGUUGCUCAGUCAUUGCAUGUAUUCUGUGUUAAUUUUAUCCCAGUCACAGUCAGUAUCCCAGACAAUGUUAUUUCAGUCAGUGACAGCUAGGUAUUUAUACCGUCCAGGGGAGAGUACAGGGAGACCACAGUUACACUUCUGCCCUAGCCCAAUAUUAGACCUCUGAUUACUUCAUUAAUGAGAAAAGGUAUAAGGCAGGAGUUCCCUAACUUGUUUGGCCAACAACCCCGUUUUGAUAUAUGAACAUUCUCGCGACCUCAACCAUGUGAAUAAAAAAAAAAAUGACAGCCAAUGUUUACUUUUAUAUUUGGGGCUAUGGCAGUCAAUACAUGGCGUCAGUGAUCUUCAGGUCGGAAAGUCUGAGCUCUAGAAAGAGUCGCGAGUUGGAAUUCAGAGUUGGAUUCAAAGUGCAAAACGUUUUUCCCCAGUCGGAGCUUGUUUUUCCCCUCAGUUCCCAGUUGUCUUGAACGCAUUUAAGUCGGAAGUCUGAGAUUUCCGAGUUCCCAGUUGUUUUGAACGCAGCAUUAACGCUCAGGGGGUGACUGCAAGGUAUUGCCUUUGAGUUAGGAACCAGAACUCCUCCGUAGUGACCCGUGAAUGCAUUCGGUCUCAUGACAGCUCGAUCAGCUGUUUGAUUUUACUUACCGGGAUGUCAGCUGAGCCAGGAUCACAGUCAGACGGAUUGGGAAGUAGGUCCCAAAGUGCUCUUCCUAGUGUUGGAGGGGAGCAGUCAUCACUCAUGUGGGACACUUACUGAUGUUGUUUUCUGUUAGAAACAUGGACAGCCGAGGGAAGGGGGCAUGGUUCGUUUUUGAAAGACUCUCCAAUAAGAAAUCUUUCCUCUGAAUCCACUGAUUCGGUCACUCAUCUGUAGAAUGUUUUUGUAUUUCCCCUGCAUGCUUGCGUUGAGUAUGUUCAAUUUCCCAAAUAUCUCUGUUACAUAGGCAAGGAGGCAUGUUUUAUUUUCGUGACACAAAGUCAACCAAGUCUUUUUUAAAUCUUUUUUUUAUUGGGAAUGACAACAUUCCAUCUGUCAAUGCGAAAAACAUUCCAAUACUCCCCCUCGAUAACCACAAAGCCUCGUUGUGAAAUACAACAUUGUCAUGCUCUGAUCCCAUAUCUCCACAUAGUUUUGUGCAGUGGAUGUGGUUUGAUGUAGUUUACAAUCGAAGUUACCUGCUGCAGUAUAUCUGAGAGUUCUGUGCUCAGCUCUUUUGCUGCCAGUUGCUCUCGGUGUAUCAUUCAAUGCCUCCAUAUGGCAGAGGGAGACCUAUUCAUAACUAGAGUGCAGAGGCCUGCCCACCGUCCCGCUAUAGAUGGAGCCCACAGUUAGAGCCCAUGGAAUCUGUUUUUCAGCAACAUAGCACACUGAACAUCCCCUGUGCCGUUUCAUGCUCGGGAAUCGUGAGACAGAACAAUAUGUCCUUGUGAAUAGCAUCACCCCCCCCCAACGUGUAUAGCGAACAAAAGUCAAUGCAUGGGCACCUCACAGCUGACGUCCAUUUGGACAACAUAAGCUGGAGAGAUUGAGUCGUUCAGUCAGUUUCUUCUUGAUUGCUAGCAAUAGCGUAAAUUGUUCAUUUAACAGUGUUAUCUGACAAAGGUAUUGAUGUGAGCUUCUGUGCCUCUGCUUCCCCACGCGUUGUUUUCACCAUAUCAGUUGCGUCCGGUAUUAUAUCAAAGUCUCUGCAGCAGUGUGGUGUCAUAGUGUAGUGGGUCUAGCCAUUCACUGUUGGAACGGUCAAGGGCAGCCUUUUCCCAUGACCUAAGGGCGCUCUCUGGUUGACCUAAGGGCGCUCUCUGGUUGACCUAAGGGCGCGCUCUGGUUGACCUAAGGGCGCUCUCUGGUUGACCUAAGGGCGCUCUCUGGUUGACCUAAGGGCGCUCUCUGGUUGACCUAAGGGCGCUCUCUGGUUGACCUAAGGGCGCUCUCUGGUUGACCUAAGGGCGCUCUCUGGUUGACCUAAGGGCGCUCUCUGGUUGACCUAAGGGCGCUCUCUGGUUGACCUAAGGGCGCUCUCUGGUUGACCUAAGGGCGCUCUCUGGUUGACCUAAGGGCGCUCUCUGGUUGACCUAAGGGCGCUCUCUGGUUGACCUAAGGGCGCUCUCUGGUUGACCUAAGGGCGCUCUCUGGUUGACCUAAGGGCGCUCUCUGGUUGACCUAAGGGCGCUCUCUGGUUGACCUAAGGGCGCUCUCUGGUUGAAUUUGGAGGGGGGGGGUAGCAUCAAACAUUGUCAUUUUAAUAGUUUCUUGUUCACUGCUCAGUGAUGCAAACGGAACCGUUUAGCAGGUAGGUUAGUCAUUGGACCAUAUCCCCCCCCACCCUGUCGUUAUCAAAUGCCCUUUUUAAUCAAUUAAUCAGAGGUCUAAUAUUGGUUAAACGUUUGUCAUAGAGCUCUAUUGCUCUGCUUCUUCUACGGGCCUCUCUUGGCGAUGACAACCUAAGUAUGGCCCGGGGCGUCAGGAGAAGGAUCUGUUUAGUUUAACCCAGAGGUCCCGGGGCGUCGGGAGAAGGAUCUGUUUAGUUUAACCCAGAGGUCCCGGGGCGUCGGGAGAAGGAUCUGUUUAGUUUAACCCAGAGGUCCCGGGGCGUCGGGAGAAGGAUCUGUUUAGUUUAACCCAGUGGUCCAGGGGCGUCGGGAGAAGGAUCUGUUUAGUUUAACCCAGAGGUCCCGGGGCGUCGGGAGAAGGAUCUGUUUAGUUUAACCCAGAGGUCCCGGGGCGUCGGGAGAAGGAUCUGUUUAGUUUAACCCAGAGGUCCCGGGGCGUCGGGAGAAGGAUCAGUUUAGUUUAACCCCGGGGCGUCGGGAGAAGGAUCUGUUUAGUUUAACCCAGAGGUCCCGGGGCGUCGGGAGAAGGAUCUGUUUAGUUUAACCCAGAGGUCCCGGGGCGUCGGGAGAAGGAUCUGUUUAGUUUAACCCAGAGGUCCCGGGGCGUCGGGAGAAGGAUCUGUUUAGUUUAACCCAGAGGUCCCGGGCGUCGGGAGAAGGAUCUGUUUAGUUUAACCCAGAGGUCCCGGGGCGUCGGGAGAAGGAUCUGUUUAGUUUAACCCAGAGGUCCCGGGGCGUCGGGAGAAGGAUAUGUUUAGUUUAACCCAGAGGUCAGGCAGGGUCUGAAGAGGAGUUGGUUUGGACUAAAUCGGUCCCUUGGCCAGUGGUGCAAUGUGUAGUCAUUCCUACUGCUUCAUAUGGCCCUGUGAUGUAAAUGACUCUCCUCUAGGCUGUGAUGUAAAUGACUCUCCUCUAGGCUGUGAUGUAAAUGACUCUCCUCUAGGCUGUGAUGUAAAUGACUCUCCUCUAGGCUGUGAUGUAAAUGACUCUCCUCUAGGCUGUGAUGUAAAUGACUCUCCUCUAGGCUGUGAUGUAAAUGACUCUCCUCUAGGCUGUGAUGUAAAUGACUCUCCUCUAGGCUGUGAUGUAAAUGACUCUCCUCUAGGCUGUGAUGUAAAUGACUCUCCUCUAGGCUGUGAUGUAAAUGACUCUCCUCUAGGCUGUGAUGUAAAUGACUCUCCUCUAGGCUGUGAUGUAAAUGACUCUCCUCUAGGCUGUGAUGUAAAUGACUCUCAUCUAGGCUGUGAUGUAAAUGACUCUCCUCUAGGCUGUGAUGUAAAUGACUCUCCUCUAGGCUGUGUCUAACUCAAAGCCUUGUCUGGUUCUGUUCUGUCCCUCCUUCAGGUCCAAAACCCUUUCAAUUCUGAAGAUUACAACAAACCAGACUCCCAUCUCCACGAGUCAAACUUACAUUUAGAUUGUCCCCCAAGACCUGGUAAGUUUCUUUUGAUUUGGAAUUUACUGUCCCUGAUUUUGAUUUUAACACAACACACACGGGCCACCUGACCCGUAGUAACCUUCCUAUGAGGAUAUCAUCACUAUGUCUCUGUCAGUCAAAGUUCAGUCCUGAUUAGAGGGGUGACGCUGGCAUAUCAUAUACUACCUCUGCUGCUUUCACCUGCCUGAUAACAGAACCACCGUCACAACAACUGGCCUGGGCCUGGUUUCCCAAAACCAUCUUAAGGCUAAAUUCAUCAUUAUAAUCUUUGUAGGAGCAUCGUUAUAUCUCUGCGUUGUUUCCCAAAACCAUCGUUAUUAACGUUGCACUUGAAAUCUAACGCCUUCCUCAGACCACUCGUAGAACAGCUAAUUGAGUCAUUACAUGCAGUGUCACUUAUACACAGAAGAUCUUCGCUAAACAUAGAAUCACAUGUUUUGUCUGUCUCUGUGACCACCGAUAACUUCAGAACAAAGUUGACUACAAAUAUAUAGUUUUCAUGUCUUUGCACAAUUGAUGCAAAAAGAGAUGACAGUUGGCUAUAGGCCUUUUCGCUCCUAUAAAUGCUGCAACGACGCACUUCGUGACCGCUCUCUCUGCGUGGUGUUUUGGGAAACGCAUGUUACAUCUUCGGCCGUUGUAGGAAAGAUGCAUAAUUUAAACACGCCUAAGUUCUACUGGGCCCAGCCCUGUUAGUUCCAACAACAACUGGACCUGUCUGGACCCAGUAUGUCUUAUUGUGCCCUCACUCUUAUAUCCCCUCCCCCUUUCUCUUCUAUCCUCUCUCUCUCUCUCUCCUAUCCCAGCUCUCUCUCCUAUCCCCCCUCUCUCUCUCCUAUCCCCCCUCUCUCCCCUAUCCCCCUCUCUCUCUCCUAUCCCCCCUCUCUCUCUCCUAUCCCCCCUCUCUCUCUCCUAUCACCCUUCUCUCCCCUAUCCCCCCUCUCUCCCUCCCCCUAUCCCCCCCUCUCUCCUCCUACCCCCCUCUCUCUCCUAUCCCCCCUCUCUCUCCUAUCCCCCUCUCUCCUAUCCCCCCUCUCUCCUAUCCCCCCUCUCUCUCCUAUCCUCCCCCUCCCCUCUCUCCUAUCCCCCCUCUCUCUCCUAUCCCCCCUCUCUCUCCUAUCCCCCCCCUCUCUCCCCUAUCCCCCCCUCUCUCCCUAUCCCCCCUCCUCUCUCCCUAUCCCCCCUCUCUCCUCCUAUCCCCCCCUCUCUCCCUAUCCCCCCCCUCUCUCCCUAUCCCCCCUCUCUCUCCUAUCCCCCCUCCUCUCUCCUAUCCCCCCUCUCUCUCCUAUCCCCCUCUCUCUCUCCUAUCCCCCUCUCUCUCUCUCCUAUCCCCUCUCUCCUAUCCCCUCUCCUACCCCUCUCUCUCCUCUCUCCUAUCCCCUCUCUCUCUCCUAUCCCCUCUCUCUCUCUCUCCUAUCCCCUCUCUCUCUCUCCUAUCCCCUCUCUCUCUCUCCUAUCCCCUCUCUCCCUCUGUCUUCCAAAGACAUGACACUCAGCCAGCUGGCCUGUGACUCUGGAUUAAUGCCAUCAACUGUCCCUGUUUGCACAAUGUCCCUCAUCUCCUGUCCUCCUCCUUCCAUAGACAUGCCAGCCAGCCAGCCUAUCAACAUCCCAGAUGCCAAGAAGAGGACCAAGAAGAAGAAGAGGUGCAGGGCCACCGACAGCUUCACUGGACGAUUCCAAGGCAAGUCACUAGAAAACCAUCCACUGUCUAUUCAAGGCAUGUGA
Coregonus sp. 'balchen' is the source of this 5748-nucleotide messenger RNA. The record is from the annotation of a GenBank genome assembly. Lineage: Eukaryota; Metazoa; Chordata; Actinopteri; Salmoniformes; Salmonidae.